Molecule: messenger RNA, 6791 nt
Organism: Lytechinus pictus (painted urchin)
Lineage: Eukaryota; Metazoa; Echinodermata; Echinoidea; Temnopleuroida; Toxopneustidae
Exons: 2
Coding region: 897-5432 (1511 amino acids)
Biological process (GO): DNA integration
Molecular function (GO): nucleic acid binding; zinc ion binding
Source: RefSeq, a predicted model, not a curated record
GCAUUAGGUCGGGCAAGGCUACGUGCGUUUGGUUGGGGACCCGUCAUUACGUUUCUUGUGUUGAUUCGGAAAUGUUCUGUUUUAGUUCCUGCCUGCAAGCUUAAGGAAAGCUGAGAUGUUUUUGUUUGUUUGAAGCCAGUGUUUGGUAAUUUCUGUUGUCGAAGAUGACACAGCUAAACCUACACUUCAGUUCCAAUACAUUCUUUUUGCUUGGAAAACUCACGUGCGGUGAGUUUUCGUUGGGGUUUAAAACUGCUGAUAAUAUGACGUCAAAAGGACAGUCAAAGCAUUCACCGAUACAUACAACGUAGACGUCAGAGGGCGCUGUCUCCGGUGGGACGCUACGGAAUCGUCGAGGAGUCGUCGGUGGAUCAGGACAUUGCACAUGCGUGACAUCGAUAUCGUAGGACUGUUGUGUUUUGGCAUGCCACAUGUACAUCGAGCCCAUCCUCGAACUUUUUCAGGUUUUCCCCUUGUAUGAAUGUGCUUGAUUGAGUGAGUGUUUGGGUGAUUUAUUAAGAUGUUAUUUUAGAUCAACUUGGCCAAAAGGAAAUUCAUUGUUUAAUUUGAUAUGGUUACUUUAUUGAUAAUGGAAUUUCACUGAUUGUGUGACAUCAGAGAAUUGAAUUCUAAUUGAAUUAAAUGUACUCAAAAUAAAUUCAAAGUCUUAAAAGUCUAUUAUUUGGUCUCUUGUCCUAAGAUCUCCUUCUCUUAUUUACUGGUUCCUUAACCGGGCCGUGACAUUGGGGGCUUGUCCGGGAGAAGGUGAUUUUUGUAGGAUAGAGAAUAGAACAGACAGGCUUUGACUUUAUUCUAGUUUGGCGUUUGUAGGUUUACUGAGUUUAUCACUGGCUAAUCUAUCAAUUGUUUAUAUAUGUUAUUGACCUCUCGCAAAUAUGGAAAUUGAGGCAUUUAUGAAGUUGGGUCAGAAAUGUGGCCUUGAAGGUAAAGAAUUAUUAGAUUAUGUAGAGUCCAAAGAAAAACAACUAAAGGAAGAAACACGUCAGCAACAAAAUGAUGAGCGUGAGGAACGGAUGAGGGAAAGACAAGAACGUGAAAAGGAAAGAGAACAUGAAAUAGAAUUAGCUCAAUUAAGAGAAAAACAGAAUGUAAUCAAGGGUCUCCCAGGGAAUGUGCCGAGCAUGCCAGUGUUCAGAGCAGACUCUGAUGAGUUAGAUGCUUAUAUUCUAAGGUUCGAGCGUCAUGCAAAUUUGCAGAAAUGGCCGACGGAAUAUUGGGCAUGCGCAUUAGGUAAUCUGCUGACAGGUCAGGCUUUGGAAGUCUAUACUCGGAUGCCCACUGAAGACGCAAGCAAUUAUAGAGCUUUGAAAUCUACGCUGCUGCAGCAUUUUGCUUUAACAAGCGAGGGAUUUCGCCAACGAUUUCGGGAUGCGAAACGUGGCAGUUCUGAAACGUUUAAGCAAUACGCUGCUAGAUUAAACAAUUACGCGAAGCGCUGGGUAGAGUUAAGCGGGAAAGAUGCAUCUUAUGAUUCAUUACUUGAACUAUUGGUUAUGGAUCAAGUUCUUGAAAGUUGUGAUCGCUCAACCGCAGUUUUCAUUAGGGAGCGUAGCCCUAAAAGCUUAUCGGAAUUGAUUGAUAUUGCAGAGAAAUAUAGUGCGGCGCAUGGAACUACACCACGUGGUUCCAGUAGGAACGCGCAGAGUGGUGAGAAGGCGCGUAAAAGUGUCAACGGAAAUGAACGACACGAAAAGAGUCAAAACACUAAAGGCCCUUGUUAUGCCUGUGGAAAGCAGGGACACUUAGCGAACAAGUGUCCAGAUCGCAAGCGAGAUAUCAAGAGUAAGCAACCAGACUCAUUUCAGUCAGGGGCGCGCAAGCAAAUUGUUGGUGCUUGUAUCGCUGGAUUCUGUCCGGGUUCUGACACUAAGGAAUGUGGUCAUCGUAGUAUGGGUUUUAGUGAUGAAUCGCAGGCUGUAACCCUACAAUGUGGACAUAAACUUCCGGUUAUUAGUGCUGGAUGCACGGUAGGUACUGAUAUGCCAGUAUAUAAAGGCAUGCUGGAUGGUAAGCCAGCAAGUGUACUGCGGGAUUCUGGAAGUAGUAUUGUGAUUGUCCGUUCUGGGUUAGUAGAUGAGGAAAACUUCACUGGUGAAAAACAGUUAUGCCUGCUCAUAGAUAGAACGGUAAGAUAUGUGCCAAUUGCAACAGUGGAGGUAAGAAGCCCUGUAUUUACGGGUAAGGUAAAUGCCCUUUGCAUGACUAACCCACUCUAUGAUGUUAUAAUUGGUAAUAUUCCAGGAGCAAAGAAACUACAGGAUCACACUGAGGAACUGACUUUGGAGGCGGGCGAGAAGUUAGAAGUCAACGAUAAUGGUCAACACUAUGUUCCACCCGAGGUUGCUAACGAGUCAUCCAUAGAUAUCAGCGCAGAGACGACGGAACCAGAUGUAACCAUUCAGGGAGCAGGAGUAAAGACUCGUGGAAUGAAGCAACGUGAGAAGGAGCCAUGGAGGCCAAUUGGAUCUGCAGGAGAGCCUGAGAUCGCAGCUACUAGAAAGGACAUAAUCACCUCCCAGCAGGAAGACAAGUCUCUUGAGAAACUUCGGAAAAUUGCUGCCGAAGGAGGUGAGGCUAAAAUUGUUGGGAAAGGCAGUAAAGUGCGUUAUUUCUAUAAAAAUGGUCUCCUUCUCCGUGAAUAUCAGUCAUUCCCACAGGUCAACAGACAGGUGUACACCCAGUUGGUAGUUCCGAAGCCUUACAGAAGCCAGGUUAUGCGGCUUGCUCACGACUCCGCGCUGGCAGGACAUCUCAAGGCGAAGAAGACUACUGAACGGAUAAUGUCCCAGUUCUACUGGCCUGGAUUACAGUCGGACGUCAGACGGUACUGUGCGUCCUGUGACCCUUGUCAACGCACUACUCCUAAAGGAAAGGUCGGUAAAGUACCUUUAGUUAUGCCACCCCUGAUUGAUACAUGUUUCAGGAGAAUAGCAGUAGAUUUGGUAGGUCCCCUUCAACCUAUAACAGAUCGAGGCAAUCGCUACAUCCUAACGAUUGUUGAUUUAGCUACGCGAUAUCCUGAAGCUGUGGCGCUGCCGAGUAUUGAGGCAGAGAGGGUAGCUGAGGCGUUAAUGGAAGUCUUUUCUAGGUUAGGAAUUCCAAACGAAAUUCUUUCUGAUAAUGGUACCCAAUUUGUGUCAGGAGUAAUGAGGGAAGUGUCACGCUUACUUGGGGUUAAGCAGUUUCACACAACUCCAUAUCACCCUAUGGCAAAUGGUGCCUGUGAAAGGUUCAACGGUACAUUGAAGCAAAUGCUUAGGAGAAUGUGCCAGGAAUGUCCGAGGGAUUGGGACAGGUAUUUACCAGCUCUCUUAUUUGCAUACCGCGAAGUUCCUCACGAGAGCUUAGGGUAUUCACCCUUCGAGCUAAUGUAUGGAAGGGCAGUUAGGGGUCCUCUAACGAUCUUGAAGGAAUUAUGGUCCGAAGAAAUAGCCGAAGAGGAUGUGAAAUCUACUUACCAAUAUGUUCUUGACUUACAGGACAGACUGGAGAUGACUUGUAAAGUGGCAAAGACUGAGCUUGAGAAGUCGUCGAGGAAAUACAAGAAGCAUUUCGAUGUGAAGGCUAGAGAGCGGAGAUUUCAGUGCGGCGAUCGGGUGCUGUUACUUCUCCCUACUAGUUCGAACAAGCUCUUGAUGCAGUGGAAGGGUCCGUAUGACGUAGUAAGCAAGGCUGCUCGCCACAACUAUGUGCUGCAGAUCGGCAAGAAGAGGAAGACCUUCCACGCUAACCUCAUGAAGCUGUAUGUAGAGAGAUUGCAGGAAGAGCAAAUCGACGACCUCGAGAAGAAUAUCGAUAACGUCGAGGAUGUUCACCAUGAUGUCAAGGAGGAUGACGACAAUAUCGAUAAGAAUGACCACGACGUUGAGGAAGAUGCCCACCACGUAGGAGAUGAUGUACCUCUGGAAAUAGGUAAUGCAAUUCAAGUCAUUGUUGAUGACGACGAUAACGAGUAUGGUGAUGGUGUAUUAGGGCUUUCCUUCCCGUCAAUGGAGCAGACUGAAGGAGUUGAUGAUGUGAGGUUUGGUGAAGGAAUUGGUGAACUACAGCGAGCGAAAAUGGAGAAGCUUAUUCGAGAGUUCGCAGAUAUUAUGACAGAUGUACCUGGUCAGACGGACAUCAUCAGUCACAGCGUGAACCUGAGCACUCAAUCCUAUAUACGUUCGAGACCUUACCAAGUCCCACAAGCGCUCCGAGACACAAUCAAGGAAGAGGUCGACCUGAUGUUGAAGAUGGGAAUCAUCGAGAAGUCUACCUCUCCAUUCGCGUCACCCGUCGUCAUUGUACAGAAGAAGGACGGUAAGAAUCGUUUUUGUGUAGACUAUCGGAAGAUAAACGCCGUAACCGUGGUGGACAAUGAGCCCAUACCAAACAUGGAGGAGAUACUUGCAGAUGUAGGAGGGGCAAAGUUCUUUUCAAAGAUUGAUCUGUGCAAAGGAUAUUGGCAAAUAUCUGUUCAGGCAAAGGACAGGGAGAAAACUUCCUUUGUAACUCCGGAUGGCCAGUAUCAAUUCAGAGUCCUCCCGUUUGGCAUGGUUAAUGCCCCAGCUCUCUUCACGAGGAUGAUGAGAAUUCUACUUCACGGGAUACCACACGUCGUCAACUACAUAGAUGAUAUCCUGAUCUACAGUUCUACGUGGAAUGAACAUGUCGAUGAUGUCAAGAGAGUACUUGCAGCACUUCGUGCCGCUAAUCUCACAGCAAGGCCAACCAAGUGCCACUUCGGUUGCACCACAAUCGAAUUCCUAGGACACAUGGUUGGUAAAGGUGAAGUCACACCUACUCAGGAAGGAGUCGACAAGAUACUCAAGGCGACGAGGCCGACGACUAAGAAGGAGGUAAGAGCUUUGAUAGGCCUAGCAAGUUAUUAUAGAAAGUUCAUUCCAAACAUGGCGGUAAUAGCUGCACCCUUGACAGACCUAACAAAGGACAAGGCAUCAAACAAGGUAAGUUGGGGUGAGGCACAAGAGACAGCCUUUCGGGUUCUGAAGGAACGUAUAGGCAAGUUUCCAAUUCUUCAUCUACCAGACUUCGCGAAGGAAUUUAUACUCCGUACGGAUGCUUCGGAUGUAGGUAUUGGUGCGGUAUUGUUGCAACCACAUGAAGAGGUGCUGUACCCAAUCCAGUUCGCAAGUCGUAAGUUGAACGCUCGAGAACGCGCAUAUCCAAUCAUCGAGCGUGAGUGUCUUGCGCUAGUUUGGGCGAUCAAGAAAUUUGCAUAUUUCUUGCUAGGACGAAAAUUCAGGCUGCAAACCGACCAUUUUCCGUUAGCCAAUCUGUCAAAGAUGCAAACAAAAAAUCCACGAGUGAUGCGCUGGGCAUUGGCAAUGCAGGCACAUCAGUAUGUUGUGGAAAUAAUCAAAGGCUCAGAAAACAUUGGGGCAGACUACUUGAGUCGAUGCCCUGAGUAAAUCAGUGUAUGGUAAUUUUUCUUGUGGCUAUUUUGGGGUUUUUUCAGUUUAGGGUUACUAGAAAAUAAAUCAAAAUGACAAUUUUAGGUUGAGGGGCAAAUGUCACAGGUGGAUAUUCAAAAUUAACAUUUUGUAAUUUAUUUUCCUCAUUUAGUCUAGGGAGCUUAUAAUAAUUUUCAAGGAUUUGAUUAUUUUAGUAAAGCUGUGAAAUAGAGUUCUUUGCAGCGAGCGAUCUGUUGUAAAUUCUUGAUAGAUGAUCACUGGUGUAGAACUCUAUUCUUUAUGACCGCUUGCCCGUGGUAGCAUAAAUUACGCAAAUGAAUUUGGGGUAAAGGUCACGAGCCACACCCGUCGCAUUAGGUCGGGCAAGGCUACGUGCGUUUGGUUGGGGACCCGUCAUUACGUUUCUUGUGUUGAUUCGGAAAUGUUCUGUUUUAGUUCCUGCCUGCAAGCUUAAGGAAAGCUGAGAUGUUUUUGUUUGUUUGAAGCCAGUGUUUGGUAAUUUCUGUUGUCGAAGAUGACACAGCUAAACCUACACUUCAGUUCCAAUACAUUCUUUUUGCUUGGAAAACUCACGUGCGGUGGUAAGCGUUCAUUUAAAUCUUUAUUCAUUGCUUAUCCGAAAAUAAUUUGUAUUUUGAGGUUCUGAAGCAUUCAUCUAUUAAUACUUAUUAUACAAGCACGAUAGAAAGUAUCGCUUAUAGUUUAAUAGCUUUCCUUUGGAAAUGUUACAGUGUGAAAAAUGAUCAAUGAUGACUCAAGGAAUAAUUGAAUUUCAUUGCAUUCCUCUUAUCAACAUUUUCAUUUGUUUUCUAAUCAGAUAUAGGAUUGGUGUGUAUGUGUAUGAAUGCGAGUGAUUGUGCUCAGAGGGCAUUCGGUAAAUCACAAUGGUUUUCAGAUGAGAUUUCUAGAUGAAAUUUUGAAUUAUUCUUUCAAACAGAGUUUUCGUUGGGGUUUAAAACUGCUGAUAAUAUGACGUCAAAAGGACAGUCAAAGCAUUCACCGAUACAUACAACGUAGACGUCAGAGGGCGCUGUCUCCGGUGGGACGCUACGGAAUCGUCGAGGAGUCGUCGGUGGAUCAGGACAUUGCACAUGCGUGACAUCGAUAUCGUAGGACUGUUGUGUUUUGGCAUGCCACAUGUACAUCGAGCCCAUCCUCGAACUUUUUCAGGUUUUCCCCUUGUAUGAAUGUGCUUGAUUGAGUGAGUGUUUGGGUGAUUUAUUAAGAUGUUAUUUUAGAUCAACUUGGCCAAAAGGAAAUUCAUUGUUUAAUUUGAUAUGGUUACUUUAUUGAUAAUGGAAUUUCACUGAUUGUGUGACAUCAGAGAAUUGAAUUCUAAUUGAAUUAAAUGUACUC